AUAAAUGUGGGAAGUUUAUCAAAUUUUCAUAAAUUUUUUUUCUCGCACUAACGUUACAUAUCUGUAUACAAGUUUGUAAACAUUGAUUCUGUAAAAAAAAAAAAAAUUUCAAAAACAUGAAAUACUUGAAAGUAGUUCUAUUAGUUGUUAUCGUUAUUAGCUAUGCUUCAUUUACGACAGCUGAGAAAAAACCAUUCAAAAAUAUAACGCUUAAUGAAUUGCAGUUAUUAUGCACAGAAAAUAAUAACGAUUAUAAAUUAUUAACUGAAGCACAGAAUUUAGCAACAAAACUUUUCUUUGACUCUACUGAAAAUUGUACAGAUUUUAAUCAUCAAAACAUGAUUAAAGAUUUAGUUCAUGAAGUAACUUCUGCAUGUUUUAAGGUAGAAAAUAUGCCAAAUAAAACUGAAUUAGAAACAAUUUAUCAAGAUAUUACAACAAAAUUAUGCUCUCACUAUGAACUUGUCAACUUUAGAAUCGCCAAUAAGGAAUGCAUUUCAAUAGAAAACAAUUUCUCUGACUGUUUAAAUGAAAAUUUACAAUAUAUAAAAACUGAUCCUGAUGAUUUAUUCUUUGCACUGGCAAUGACUCAUGAAAAUGAAGAAUGCACCAUAUAUACAAUUUUAGUAAACUGUAUGUCAAAGGCAAUUAAUCAAAAUUGUGCUUCCAUGAAUAAAACCUGGAAAGAUUUAUCAACGAAAUUUACACCCAUCAUGAAGUGUGCCUAACAUGUUUCUGUUACGCACUUAAAUUUAAUGAAUAUUACAUAUUACUACCUCAUUUGAAAAUAAUUUUUUAAAAUUAUUUCAUAUAAAAAGAAAAUUAUCCUUUAUUGUCAAAUAAUAUAAUUAUCGGCAAAACUAAAAAAAAACAUGUACACUUCGUCAAAGAAAAGUUGAAUUUUUAAAUUUUAUUAAUUGCUAUAAAAGUUAUAGAUGAAAUAUAUACAUUUAGAUCGAUCGAUGAUAAAAAAAUGUGGUUCAUAUAUUAUUAUUUGUUUUUUACGAAUAUAUAUCGCACUCUCUAUAUGGGUGAUUCUCCGCGUAGCGCACAACUUGCUUUUUUUCAUGUUGUGAAAGAAAAAUCACAAAUAAUGUUCACAUAUAAUAUUUCGAUUCCAAUGUAAAAAGGUAAUUUCUGUGAUUACAAACAAAAACCAAUAGUUACUUUUGUAUUUAACAUUAUAAUUUUUCGUUAACGCCAGGUCCAAGUGAGGCAGCGCCAUCUACAUUGAUACUAAAAUUUUGGAAAAUUUUCAACAGCCUUUUCUUGAAAACAAGAUGGUAAAAUGCUUUUUCCUUUAUGCAUAAUUGAUUAUUGGCAAGAUAAAUACCAGCUAAAACUUUUUUUGAGUUAAAAUAAUGAAAAAAAUUUCAUGUCGCUAAAUUAAAUAUGAGCACUUUUUUCACAAAAACUGUAACAGUACUUUCUCAGAAAUUACAAUCAAAAAUGCAAUUUCCAUUUGGAAAAUUAAUAAACACUAAAAAAUACACCACCUAAGAUUUACCAAUCACUAAAAUAACAAAAAAAAAAAAUUUAUUAAAUAUUUAACAUAUUGAUACUGCUUUACUGAUUGUGACAACCCUUUGGUAGAUUAUGUAUUUCAGGUGGUUAGCAACAGCGCCAAUCUCCUCCUUUCGGCAAAACAGCGAAACGUCUGGUGACAUACAUAACCUGCCAAACGGCUGUCAUAAUGAGUAAAAUAUGUUAUGUUAAAAAA
This is a messenger RNA of Leptopilina boulardi, 1720 nucleotides long. RefSeq lists its product as uncharacterized. The record is from RefSeq and is a predicted model, not a curated record. The transcript is spliced from 4 exons. Lineage: Eukaryota; Metazoa; Arthropoda; Insecta; Hymenoptera; Figitidae. The coding region runs from base 117 to 728 and encodes 203 amino acids.